CUAUUUUCAAACGACCAUCCCAAUGCUGGAAGCUCUCUUUAUAAAUCAAACUCUGGUUAGGUGGUAGACCUUACUUUCAGUAACAAACUCACCUUGGCCUUCUCGCCCAUCUCUCACCGCACCGGCAAUGACUCCCACCGGAAUUCUCGCCGGACUCUUCCUCGUUUUAGCAUUGUACUGUGGUAUCGACCCAUUUAAGCACAGUGCAAUCUCAGAUUUUCCAGAAUUCAAGGCAAUCAAAGUUGACAUGCCUGAUUGGUCACUUGUUCCUACUGACAAAGACAAAGAUAACUUACUCCAAAGAUCUGAAAUUAAGUUCUUGAAUCAAGUUCAAGGCCCUGAGAGUAUCGCCUUUGACCCUCUUGGCCGCGGGCCUUACACUGGUAUUGCGGAUGGCAGAAUUGUCUUCUGGAAUGGUCAGAAAUGGACUGAUUUCGCUUACACUUCAUCUAAUAGGUCAGAAAUAUGUGAUCCAAAACCUUCGCCUUUGAGUUAUUUGAAGAAUGAACACAUCUGCGGUAGGCCUUUAGGGCUUCGAUUUGAUAAGAAAACCGGUGAUUUAUACAUUGCUGAUGCAUAUCUUGGACUGAUGAAGGUGGGGCCAGAAGGUGGUUCGGCAACUUCACUAACAACUGAGGCUGAAGGAGUCCCACUGAGGUUUACCAAUGAUCUAGACAUUGAUGAUGAAGGGAACAUUUACUUUACAGAUAGCAGUACUCAAUACCAGAGGAGGAACUUCAUGCAAUUGGUUUUUUCUGCGGAUGAUAGUGGGAGGGUUCUAAAGUACAAUCCAACUACAAAGGAAACCACUGUCCUUGUGAGGAAUCUUCAAUUUCCAAAUGGUCUGUCCUUAAGCAAGGAUGGUACCUUCUUUGUCUUCUGUGAAGGAUCCAUUGGCAGAUUGCGCAAGUACUGGCUGAAGGGCGAGAAAGCAGGGACUUCAGAAGUAUUAGCCAUCUUACCAGGGUUUCCUGACAAUGUCAGAACAAAUGAAGAGGGUAACUUUUGGGUAGCAGUUCACUGCCGCCGAUCGUUAUACACUUACAUAUGUGCAUUAUACCCAAAACUGAGAAUGUUCAUGCUCAAGCUUCCAAUAUCAGCAAAGAUUCAAUACCUGCUUCACAUUGGGGGCCGGCUUCAUGCAGUGGCUGUAAAAUACAGCCCAGAAGGUAAGAUCUUGCAGAUAUUGGAAGACAGUCAGGGGAAGGUUGUUAAAGCAAUCAGCGAAGUGGAAGAGAAGGAUGGGAAACUGUGGAUGGGGAGUGUUCUCAUGCCUUUUAUUGGAGUUUACAACUUGGCUUGAGAUAAGUAUUAUUCCGACAAAGCAGUCAUUGCACCUUUUUAGUCUUGCUCUUCCCUGGCCUGUUGAAAGUGGAAAUCUGUCAAGAACAUGCAUCUGUUUUCAGGUUAUCUUCUCUGUCGUUUGAAUUUAGAUCAUAUGCCUCUACGAUGAUCAUACCCAGAUUUUUAUGAAUUUUGAGUUGAUUACUUAGUAUGUUGUGAUUUUAUUUUAUAGCAAAAGAAAAUAUAAAUGAAAAUUUCUUGUUUCCAGUAUAGUAGUUAAGUAUGUUUAAAACAAUAUAAAUGGAGUAGCAGUAUUCUUAUGUUUUA
Jatropha curcas is the source of this 1611-nucleotide messenger RNA. Its product is annotated as Calcium-dependent phosphotriesterase superfamily protein. NCBI's taxonomy places the organism in Eukaryota, Viridiplantae, Streptophyta, Magnoliopsida, Malpighiales, Euphorbiaceae. The record is from RefSeq and is a predicted model, not a curated record. Gene Ontology annotation, molecular function: hydrolase activity. Gene Ontology annotation, cellular component: endomembrane system.